Ipomoea nil (Japanese morning glory) is the source of this 1678-nucleotide messenger RNA. Its product is annotated as serine/threonine-protein kinase OXI1-like. NCBI's taxonomy places the organism in Eukaryota, Viridiplantae, Streptophyta, Magnoliopsida, Solanales, Convolvulaceae. Gene Ontology annotation, biological process: protein phosphorylation. Bases 280 to 1539 code for a protein of 419 amino acids. Gene Ontology annotation, cellular component: nucleus; cytoplasm; plasma membrane. The record is from RefSeq and is a predicted model, not a curated record. The transcript has 2 exons. Gene Ontology annotation, molecular function: ATP binding; protein serine/threonine kinase activity.
UUCACCAAGGAAAAUGGAUCCCCCCUCCCACCUUUUAUACGGUCGUAGGAAUAUGUACUCCAUUAAUGAAAGCCAGCGUCUUUCUUUUUCUCUCCCCAUCCACUUCGAUUCAACCGCAUCAAAUUCCAACCUCAACUAACCAAUUUUCUUCAUUCCCACUACUACUACUACUACAGUAUUAUAUCCUACCAGAAUCCCUAGAAAUUCGGCUCUUUAAUUAAUCGUCUCGUCUCGUCUCGUCUCGUCUAUCACUCACGCCCCGCCCCGCCCCACCCCGUCAUGAACGAAGACGACGGACCUCUAUCAUCGGUCGCUUCUCUCAACCUGCAGGACCUGAAGAUCACCGCCGCUCUCGGCCGCGGAGCUAAAGGCGUGGUGUUCCUGGUCCAAACUCAGGACGGUGAACUGCUGGCACUCAAGGCAAUCUCGCGCGCUUCCGUAGAGAAGAAGAAGCUCGCUAGCGGCGGCGGCGGCGGCAAUGGAAGCGAGUACAGAAGAAUUUGGUUCGAACGCCAAGUACUGAGCUCCUUCCAAAACCUUCUUCUCCCGAAGCUCCGCGGAGUGGUUUCCACGCAGAAAAUCGUCGGUUACGCCAUUGAUUACUGUCCCGGAGGCGAUCUAAACACUUUGAGAAAGAAGCAAACGGAAAAUAUAUUCUCUGGUGAUAUCAUUAGAUUCUAUGCAGCGGAGUUAGUACUGGUAUUGGAGUAUCUUCACGGAUUAGGAAUUGUGUACAGAGAUUUGAAACCAGAAAAUGUGAUGAUUCAGGAGAAUGGUCAUAUAAUGCUGAUCGAUUUCGAUCUCUCCACAAAACUAUCUCCCAAAUCUUCUGAAACUCCACCUCCUCCUCCCAAAUCUGAGCCGCCACGGGCGGAGAAGACACGGAAGAAGCUUCCUUCCUGGUACAUGCUAUGCAGGUCAGGAAUCUCGCCGGAGGAGGACUCAGUACAUCCGUGCUUAAGCUCGGCGAGUUCCCCCUCGAGAUCCGACUCCGUCGAGAAGUCGAAUUCCUUCGUCGGGACCGAAGAGUACGUGGCGCCGGAGGUCAUACUAGGGAACGGCCACGAUUUCUCCGUCGACUGGUGGUGUCUAGGCGUGAUGUUAUACGAAAUGCUGUACGGCACGACGCCGUUUAAAGGCUCGAAUCGGAAGGAAACGUUCUAUCGGAUACUGUCAAAGGAGCCGGACCUGGUCGGAGAACCGACUGCGCUGAGGAAUCUAAUCGGAAAGUUGCUGGAGAAGGACCCCGAUCAGAGGAUCUCCGGUGAGGAAAUCAAGGGCCAUGAGUUUUUCCGAGGCGUUGAUUGGGACGGGAUUGUGCGAAUGGCGAGGCCGCCGUUUAUUCCGGUGACGGCCACUGGGGAUACGGAUGGGAAUAAACAGAUUGACGUGGAGUCUUUCGUACAAGACGCUUUCAAACUUAGCGGGGAUGAGGAAGUUGGACACAAAACUGAUAAUAAUAAUAAUUGUAAUUUUCUCAAAAUUAAGGAAUUUUGCGAUCCCAGCCACACCCAAAACCACAAUUUUUUUAUCUUUUAAAACACCUUAAUUAUCAUCUACCCACAUUAAUAAAUUAUUAAUUCUUCCAAAAGGCUGAACCACAUAGGCACAUUUGGGACUACCGCUGGUGAGACUUGACCCAGGGUCAUUCUUCUAAAGUUUCACCUCUAUGACCAGU